This is a messenger RNA of Pseudocercospora fijiensis CIRAD86, 1494 nucleotides long. RefSeq lists its product as uncharacterized. The record is from RefSeq and is a predicted model, not a curated record. The transcript has 25 exons. The coding region runs from base 1 to 1494 and encodes 497 amino acids. Lineage: Eukaryota; Fungi; Ascomycota; Dothideomycetes; Mycosphaerellales; Mycosphaerellaceae.
AUGAAGACGUUCGCCAUGCUGAAGGACAGCGCGGCUGCUAGAGCAUUAGACGACUUAAUCGAGAAUCAGGCCAACUUUGCAUCGCGUUCGGCCUUGAAAAGCGUGCUACAUGACGAAUGGCGCGCAUCUGCUGGUGGUUACGGUACAGAUAAACGCUUCAUGAAUGAAAGAUAUCAGAUCAUACUUGCCGGUUCAUCCUCCCAUUGGCGCUUUCCUGUCUUGUCUGCCGAAGAGUCUAUGAAGCUGAGAAUCGCGACCUAUAGGUCCUCGCGAAUGACAGAAUGUGCCAACGGCCGUAUGAUCGUGCUCCUUGAGCUCCGAACGGAUGCGUCACCAAAUGAUGGUAUUGCGUGUCGACUGACUGCAAGCAGAAUCUUCGCGGUCGAUCAUGCCAUCAAAGUGACCUGUCUCCUCAUCGCUGUCACGUGGAAAACAAGUCGACCACGACACCUCAUGUUCCCCCAAGAAAGGCUUUUGAGGCCUCCAGAAGGCGUUGAAGGCCCAAAGGAGAGAGAGCGGGAAAACGGCGAAGGUGGGAGCAUGAAGCUUGAGCUAGCCAAUCUUUGCUUGAUAUGUUCCAUGCUGCAUGUAACUUAUGACUUUGGGUGUAGUACGGGAAAACGUGGCCGCGAAAAGAUGGAACGGUUGACUGCGACGGCGUUCGUGGACCGCUCAUCACCCAUUUGGACUGAGAAGAUAUUCUACCAUCCUGGUUCAGUGGCCGAUGAAGACGUCGAUCGUAUGGCAGCGGACUACUACAUGAAAAAUUCCAUACCUACCGAUGACAAUCAGAUUGAAGGUUCGGUGGUAGAUCACAAAGGACUCUACUCAUUAUCCUACAUCAUCUGCAAGGAAGCCGAACCUCUGAGAUCUCUCGAACUCGAACCUACGGCAAACACUACCUUGGAAACGAAGGCUUUUGCCUUUAAAUGUCUUUGGUUUCAAGCGCAAGACAGCAACGCACCAGAAGAAGAAGAAUUGGCAGCUUCUACGCUGACCAGCAGUGAUCCAUCAAGAUCUCCAACGAUAUCGAACGGCGCUUCACUAUUCUCCUCCGGGACCACGCUGAGUUCGCCGUUCACGCCUCGCACUGCUAUGCUGCUAUUUACUCAUCUGUUCGAGUUCCCGGGCAUCGCGGUUUCCUCUUUUCGUUUCAAGGGCAUAGAUCAAUAUUCUAAUGCAGUGGAUGCGACGGAGAUGGUUAAACGUAGGGCACUGGCCAGGCAUUUAGGGCUUGCGGAACCUUCGGUUACGUGGCCCCUUGUUUCACACACGCGACGCCGCUCGUUAUUCUGGUUGUCAUAUUGCAGAUCUUCUACGAUUUUUGAGAAGCUGGUAAGGACCGCAUUCUGGUCUCCGAUCCGGUUCUCGUAUUACUACCGGCGCAGCUUGAGCACACCAAUACCACGGAACCCGCGUAGCCCCGCACGAGACCGCCUUGGUAGGCGCUUCGCUCGGCUACCCCUUGGGCAGCACCUGCCUGCCUCUGCCUAA